Stylophora pistillata is the source of this 3479-nucleotide messenger RNA. Its product is annotated as bone morphogenetic protein 1. Lineage: Eukaryota; Metazoa; Cnidaria; Anthozoa; Scleractinia; Pocilloporidae. Gene Ontology annotation, molecular function: protein binding. The record is from RefSeq and is a predicted model, not a curated record.
UGGAGUGUAUUUCUCUUCAAAGACGACAGAAGUAAAAGGUGUCUUGUAUGUCAGAGCCAUUAGCGGAACUUGCGCCUCGCUAAUUGACAAACAGAAAUGCUCAUUCGCUGAAUUCUCAAUCGUGUAAAGAAUCUCUCAGAAAGGUAUUCUGUGUCAGCUACGCUUGAAUUGUGAGGAGCGUGCGGCAUCUCGCAUCGUACACCCUUGAUCGGUGUUAUUCAUGCCUCUUCAGUCAAGAGCCUUAGUUAAUAUAUGUCAAGUGUUGUGACAGUCUUACUGAUGAGUCACUUAAGAGAAUUUUAAAUUUCGCCUCUUGAAGACAACUUGUUUCGACAGCGGGAACUCGACAAUCGAUAUACUUAAUAUAUUUUAUUGCUGACCUCAAAUUUUCGCCAACUGUGGGUCAAAUGCGAACGUUUCACGGAUGGCGGCCAAGUUUAGCUGGAUCGUAGUGCAAGUACUGCUCUCUGUAUGGAUUCGAAUUUGUUGUUCUUCUUGCGGUGACCUCCUUGAAGGCAAAUCCGGAGACCUUCGUUUUCCGAUAAGCGGAGGAAAUGUGGGCGAAAGCCUUCGCUGUACUUGGACAAUUACAGUGCCAGAGAGGUUUCGUGUGAAAAUUACAUUGACGGACUUUGUCAUGAAAACAACAUGUUGUUCUUGUACGCACGAUUUUUUAGAAAUUCGCGACGGGUCUCUCGACAAUUCCACUCUCAUUGGACGAUUCUGUGCUAAAAGGGAACCAAAAUUUAUUUACUCCACGAGAAAUGUUAUAUGGAUUCAAUUUACGUCUGAUUUUCGUACCUACAGAGGUAAUCGUUUUCGUCUGUCAUACGAAGCAGUGUGUGGCAGCCAUUACACUGAUCCUUCGGGCAGUUUUCGCUCGCCUGGAUAUCCGUUUCCUUAUGAAAACAAAGAUUGCAUCUACAGCAUCAAGGUGCCGAAAGGGAGGAUAAAGGUAAAGUUCGAGAGCUUUAGAGUUAAUGGUCGAAUGCCUGUUUGUUUAUAUGAUUUUCUUGAGGUGAAGGAAAUUGGAUACUUUGUACUUUCAAAUUCUCAAGGAGAAUCGAGACGUGGUCGUUACUGCGGCAUUAACAAACCGCCUAUUAUUUAUUCUACAAAAGGACGAAUUCUGUGGUUUAGAUUCAAAAGGUCAGGUAGCAGCGAAUCAGGAUUCGUAGCUAAUUAUCACACCAUUUUCGCUGGAGAGGGAACAUGCGGUGGAACCUUUAAAGAUACAUCGGGGUUAAUUUACUCUCAAAAUUACCCCUAUCACUUUCCACCCGGCCAAGAAUGUGCGUGGAAAAUUCGGGUGGAUCCUAACAUGCAUGCACAUUUAUACUUUGACACCUUGAAGUUUGGAUCUAAAAUGGAUGGAGUCUGUGAGUAUGGACAUUUAGAAAUUUAUGAUGGCUCAGAUGAAUCCUCUUAUAAAAUUGGUGAGUAUUGCGGAGAUGUCAUUCCUAACAAGAUCAUUUCUAGGACAAAUGAGCUAAUGAUCAAGGCUAUAUCUGAUUACAAGCAAACGAACAUUGGAUGGUUUUCUCUGCAUUAUGAAUCAUCUUCUGGAAGUGUUUGCGGAUUGUCAAAGUUUACCUGCACAAAUCGGCAAUGCAUUGAGAGUGAUAAAGAAUGCAAUGGUCAAGAAGAUUGUGAAGAUGGUUCAGAUGAAGAAGUUUGCCCUGAAACAAAAGACCCUGAUUUUCUCUCUUGGUACCGAUUCUGGCCUGUCAGCAUUGUGGGAGGAAUGCUUAUUGUGGGAGUAUGGCUUUGGAGAGCAUGGAAAAAAAUAAUGGCAGCUCGAUCUGAAGUGGACAGACCUCGUGUUGCUACUCUAUCGCCAAAUCAUAUCGAGAUGCUCCCAUGUACUUCUGUGGAGCCUCCUAGUUACAGCGAGGCUGUUGCUGAAAAUGCAGAGCUGCCGCCCACUUACGAGGAAGCUCUCAGAGAACGAUUGAACCCUCCAAAUGGGAUACAAGAUGCUGACUCUCUUUGGGUUCAUUCUGACCCAAAUACUGGCAGCACAGCAUUGCCCAGGAAUGUAGGCCAAACUUUGUCUAUGAUAGUUUACGAGGGUUCAUCAACAGGUUGUCAUGGCUCUCCAUAUGACAGUCACAGAAAGAGAGGUUAUACUUCUCUACACUUAAAUGCUCAAAGUGUUUAAAGUUCUCCUAGGUUAUAAUUAUAAUAAUUAUUAGUUUUUCCACUUCAACAGCUGGUAGUUUGGCAGAGAUCAGUCAGUCAUUGGAUGUAGCCUGCAAUUAUUAUGGUUUUGCUUGACUACCCACUGUGACUGAUUUAGAAAAAAUAUUGCCGCUCUAUAGUCAAUUGGAAGUAAAAGUUAAACCAAUUGUUACUGGGCCACCCCUAUUUUCACGCUCUUGUAUUUUCUCUUAGCAUUCAUCCUUUCUUUGAUUUCUCACUUUCUUUUGAUUGGCAGCUGUCAUUAUCUUGGAUUAUAUUUUCCUGCAUUCAGACAAAAUGAACUUUAAACAGAAUGGCUACUUAUUUAGAUGAGGUCAAACCGAAACCACAGUUUUACCUAAGCAAUUAAUGGGCCUUACAUACUCUCCAUUAGGUUGUUUUCAUUAAAUAAAUGUCCUUCCACUACUAACUUUCAGUUCUCUUGAUGCUGUUCACAAAAAUAAACAUUCAUGUCAAAGAUUUAGCUAAAUUCAAGAUAGUUUAGAACUUGGUUCUGCUAAACAAUGGCUAAACUUUGUUUAAAUAAGUGACUCAAUAUGUUUAGUUUACAGAACAUAGCAGCAGGCUUUCUGUCUGUUGUUUGUUUAAUUCUUUCACUUCCAAGAGCUCAUUACUAAUUUCCUUACUGUCUUAAUGCCUACAAUUCCAUUGGUGAUGGCCGGGAGAAUUUGGAUCCAUUGAUAAUACCCUAAUUAAUACUGCAUAGCUAGGCCUUCCAACUUUCAGUAAUUUUCCCAAAAUUACAGAAUAACUUUAGCUGACAUCGGCAAAUCAGUUUCCUUUUAAUUUAUAUCAGUCAGAAAUUCCAAAACAAGCAAAGUUAAAUGGAUGAACAAAACUCAAGUUCUUCAGAGGAUGCAUUUUUACGCAAGUUACCAGUUUUUCACAGUUUUGCUGCUGUAAAAUUAAAGUGGCCAGACAGCUUUCGAUCUCCCCAAUAUAUUAAUUAAAACACAUGCUGGGCAAUCCUCUCUCAGGGCUGUCAGUGUUAUUGUGAACAUAGUGUUUGUAAACUUGUUUAAGCCAAGUAAUCUUGACUAGAUUUCACCAAGAUUUUAAUGAAAGCUUAGGUAAUUUGAAAAAAAUGUAUUACAAAAAUAGGAAAAUUACUAGUUCGCCAAAUCUCUAUAUAUUUCAAAAUUUACAUCGAAAUAGUGUAUACACGGUUAGCCAAAGGGCUAUUGACUAGUGUCUACAACAGAAUGCAAUUAACUCUACAAGCAUUCAUUGCCAGUGAUACUCUAGCUAUUUACAAUAAAACUUCAGUUGUUCAUAAA